Phycomyces blakesleeanus NRRL 1555(-) is the source of this 2082-nucleotide messenger RNA. RefSeq lists its product as hypothetical. The record is from RefSeq and is a predicted model, not a curated record. Lineage: Eukaryota; Fungi; Mucoromycota; Mucoromycetes; Mucorales; Phycomycetaceae. Bases 1 to 2082 code for a protein of 693 amino acids. The transcript has 3 exons.
AUGGAAAAUCACUUCACAACAAAGAGGAACACAUUCCUCACACUGACGGCUACAGACAACCGAACAUUUGUGUGCACCGUCUGCGAAACCGAAAGAGUGUUAGGGUCCUUGCAAGGCCUCAGAAGACAUUAUACGAAAAAACAUCCAAACGAAAUGGGGGAGUAUGAGAAACUUCUAAAAAGAAGACCUGCUAUGUUUGAUGGCCCUUCUUCUUCUGCAAGCACUGCCACUGCCACUGCCACUGCCACUACCACUGCCACUACCACUGCCACUACCACUGCCACUACCAACCUGAACAGUAAUAAUGAACCUGCCCCAAUGGAAUUUAUUAUUGAAAACCCUCAGGACACAUAUGGCCAUGAAAUCUCUGACGAAGACGAAUAUAGUGAUGAUCACAUUCUAUCUGAUUCAUCAGAUGACUAUGAUGAGACCACUGACGACGAAGACACGGACACCAGAGUAGAAUAUGAUAGCCAGGAUCAUAUCGCUAGAAUGGCAGCAGAAAUGAGAACCUUCCAAUCUCUUUCUCAUGCCAUGAAUGUCUACUCGAACGAAGACAGCAGCAGACAGACAUCGUACCGGCCCGAUGACUUUGCUGACAUUUUUACUGGACCCACCCGUCCGUUUAAAUCGAAAGUAGAGUUUAUCUUACAUGCUCUCUUCUACGGCGAUGAAGAUCUUGCCUCAGAAAGAUCUAUCAAGAAGAUCAUGUUUGCCAUGAAGAUGGUCUUGGACGUCCGUGAAGAAUCUGGAGUAGCACUGGAUUUUCCGACACCAAAUGCUGUGAUUAACUAUCACAAGCAGAAAAAGAACCAGAUCCCUGUUUUUCCUACUGCCAGUUUCGAUGUUGUGAACCAAGACAAUGAACGACAUGUACUUUGGAUGAACAAACCGUCCGAUUACAUCAAGUUUACCAUGACAUGUCCCGGAAAAUCAUCUCAAAUCUCGGCCCUUCCUGACUUCACGGAAAACCAGCGGUUGAAUCUCAACCAAGGCAAAAAGUGGAAGGAGAACCCAUUGCUCCAGCACCCGAUGAUCACUUCAAACGGAAUGGACUACUGGGUGGGUGAUGUCGUCGAAGUCCAAGGCUCCCCGAACCAGUAUCUCCUUGAGAAGUUCUUCACCAAGGACGGAUCCAUACUUGCCAAUGCGUUCCAGGUUUAUGGUGGCCACGAUCCUCGGCUGAACCAUCCUGAUGAUACUCACUUCCUGCGGUUUGGAAACUCUACGAACUUUGCUGUCUCUACCCUGAAGUAUACCAUUGAAGUUGAUAGGAUUAUGUUUACUGUUCAAAAAGACAGCGAUCUUUUCCUCGGACGUGGUUUCUCUGUUUCUUAUUGCCCUGCCAAAAUUGUCACCUAUGCUCUUACUGGUGUUCAAUCUGACUUGUGGCUCAACAAAUCCCGUGUUGAAGAAUUCAAGAGAAGACUUCCAGGCUCUGGUUUGAUGAAAGUGGUUGUCUGCCCACUUAAUCUCUAUUCCGACGAUACCUCCGGUAAUUCAACAAAGCAGUACAACAAGUAUGACAGUUACUUAAUGUACUUUGCUGCGUUGCCACUUGAGACGAGAAACAAACGAGAAAAUGCUCUUUUCAUUUGUACCUCGAAUCAUACACUGAAUGCCGUUGAGAUGUUGCCCCCUAUCGUCGAUGACCUCAUUAGGCUGGAGAAAGGUAUUGAGAUGUAUUCUGAGGAUCAUGGUGAAGUAGUUCUUGUCAUUGCGCCCCUGUUGCUCUUUAUGGGUGACAACCCUCGUCAAUCUCAGCUUGCCAUGCAUAAGGGAACAUCUGCCAAGAAGUUUUGCCGAAAAUGCCUCAUACCUUCGCCUCGUAUUGAACAGGGUUCCAUCCCUGACGCUCCACCGUAUUCUCCAGUUGACCACCAUGGGUCAGAAGAAAGAACGAGGGAUUUCUUGUGCGCCUUUGCCAAUGCCGAUUCCCAGUCAGAGCUAUAUCUCAAUGGGUGCGAAUUGAGUUAUAUCAAGAAUGGAAGUGAGGAAUUUCUUAGACUCGAAGCCUUUGACCCUACCAAAGACAUGCCUGUCGAAAUUCUCCACAUUAUUCCUCUUGGCCUGACGAAAUAA